AUUACUUGUAAAAAUAGGUUUCUAUGCUUUUCAUGCUCGUCAUCUUAUUUAGUUAGUGAUAAUGAUUUGUACAAUCAUUUUAUAAACAGUUAUUGUUUUACAUUACAAUAAGAGCCGAGGAACAAUGGAGAAUUCUGAUUUGAAAACAAUCAAAUAUGUGCCUCCUAUAUCAAAAGAUGAAAAGUCUCAACAAUUUAUACCCGAAAACGAUGAUGUAUGCGAAACAUGGUAUUUGCGAUAUACAGUGUUAACAGGUUUAUUUUUAAUCAUAUUCGGAGGAACGACUAUAGGAUGGUUUUCGCCAGCUCUCAUCAAACUGCAUUCCAAUAACACCGAGGAAAAUCCAAUUGGACGACCGAUAACAACUUUCGAAACUUCUCAAUUAUUAGGCAUAUCUGGAAUGGUAUCCUUGAUUGGCGCUCUGCUCUUACCAAAAUUAGCAGAUUAUAUUGGACGAAAAAAUGUAUUAUUUAUUACCGGAAUAACAAUGCUAAUGAGUAUAGUAGGAGUUGCUUUUGGAAAAUCUAUCAUCAUAAUUAUCACGUUCGAAUCUUGUGUGAAUAUUGGAUUCAUGGCCGUAUUAGCAGUUAUGCCCAUGUAUUUAGCGGAAAUAUGCGACAAUAAUAACCGAGCUAAAUACGGAUGUCUCAUGCCAGUUUGUUUGCCAGUGGGACAAUUAUAUACUUUCUUCAUCGGAUCAAUUUUCAGUUAUAAAAUGUUUACACUUCUGACAGCAGUACCAUUAGUAGUUUUUUUAUUACUUUUUGGAUUAGCGCCAGAGACUCCUGUUUACCAUUUGACAAAAAAGAGAGAUAACGAAUGUAGAAUGACUCUAAAGAAAUUGCGAAGUAACAAAUCUGCUGAACAGUUAGAGAAAGAUUUCAAUCAUAUUCGAGAGUCUGUAGAAGAAGCAAAAAAAAAUAAGCAGAAUAACUUCUUAAAAUUAUUUAAACGUAAAGAAGGUAGAAUCGGUUUAAUGCUCAGCUUACUUCCCAUCAUCAUACAAUUCUUUUCUGGUGUACCUGUUAUAAUGCCUUUGUUAGCUCCUUUAUUCCAAGGUUCGGGAUCCAGUGUAUCAGGCCAUACGAUUUCUAUUGCUGUUGGAGCCGUUAAGAUAGCCAUUUUCACGGUUCCAUUUUUCUUAGUAGAGAGAACUGGAAGAAAACCUCUUCUUAUAAUAUCUGCUAUAGGCGCCGGAAUAUCUGUAGCCGUUUUGGGAUACUAUUUUUAUUUGAAAAGCGUGAACUCUCCCUUGAUAACAAAGUUGCACUGGGUACCCCUAGUUUUUGUAAUUUUGUUUGUUGGUACAUAUGCUAUAGGUCUUGGUCCAAUACCAAUAAGUAUUAUGAGUGAAUUAUUUCUCUCCGAUCUUAGAUCAACGGCUAACGCUUUAACGACAAUUAUCACUAAUACUGUUCUCACAAUCUAUAUAUCUGCUUUUCCCUUUUUGCUUGAAAUACUUGGUAUCCAUUGGUGUAUGUGGAUAUUUAGUGGAACCUGCUUCAUUGGAGCCAUAAUGAUUCAUGUGAUAUUACCAGAAACCAGAGGAAAGAGUGUAUUGGAAAUUCAAGAGAUUUUGAGAAAUUAUUGAAAUAAAUAAAUAAUAAUAAAAUUGGGAAUUUUUAUAA
Messenger RNA from Diorhabda sublineata, 1628 nucleotides. Its product is annotated as facilitated trehalose transporter Tret1-like. Gene Ontology annotation, cellular component: membrane. The coding region runs from base 125 to 1591 and encodes 488 amino acids. The transcript is spliced from 2 exons. Gene Ontology annotation, biological process: transmembrane transport. NCBI's taxonomy places the organism in Eukaryota, Metazoa, Arthropoda, Insecta, Coleoptera, Chrysomelidae. Gene Ontology annotation, molecular function: transmembrane transporter activity. The record is from RefSeq and is a predicted model, not a curated record.